AUGUUUCUUCUUUUCCGCCGUCGUUUUGCCAGUAACAUCGUCAAUGCCACGAAGGUCUCAAGUCGACUUGCCAAUGUGGAAUACCCAUGUGAAAUCGUAAGUCGCUCCGAAAGGUGGAUUAAGUCUCAAAAUACUGAGCGUAAUUAUUACAUGGCUCCCAGGCCAGAAUUAAUCAAGGUUGUGUAUAACGGACAACCCCAUCCCGGAACAGAAUUGGAAAUGUCUAAAGGCCUGUCAACACCAUUUGAUUGUGCAAAGCAUAUGACUCAGAUGCUAUGCGAUAGGAGCGUAAUUGCUAUCGUGGAUGGCUGUCCCCAUGAUAUGCACCGUCCUUUAACGCGAGAUGCGAAAUUGGAUUUCGUGCAUUUUAAGGAUAUCAAUGUGGAUCCCACUGAAGCUAACUUAGCUUUCUGGCGUUCUUGUCAGUUAGUCUUGGCAGCUGCUGUUGAGUCCGCAUUCAAAGAACACUUCCCGAUGCGGCUUCUUGCUUUUCAUCAUACCCCCUUAGAAUCUGGUAGUUUUGUUGCCGAUUUCCGAAUGGAGCUUGAGACCACGGAGGAAUUUGAUAAAAUGGUCUCUUGGAGUCCUUCUGAACACGACCUUCGUGCCAUUUCAGUAGUUGGACAGGCAAUCUCCGCUAAAGCCCUUCCCUUUGAGUGCUUGGAUUUAGAUAGGAAAGGUUGUAUGGAGGUUAUGCAAGAUGACUAUCGUAUGUUGUGCUUCGAUGAUGAAAGCAGUCAGAAAAAGUGCACACUUUUUCGCGUUGGAAAUUAUGUCCAGAUCUACCCUCAUGGUCCCAUGAUCUCAUUCACCUCUCAAAUUGGUCGCUUCUCUGUAUCAUCAUUUCGUCUACUUGGUGGUCUUUCAUCCUCCAAACCAAACGGCUCUAAUCUACAAUUAGUCUAUCGAGCUCAAGGAAUUGCUGUACCCGCUGCCUUCCUCACCCAUUUCACAACUUACGACGUCCUAUUGCGCCAAGCUAGGCGGCAAAAUAGCUCAAUCAGUGAGACGCCCGACUACGUCCGGCCUUUAUAG
This is a messenger RNA of Rodentolepis nana, 1035 nucleotides long. Lineage: Eukaryota; Metazoa; Platyhelminthes; Cestoda; Cyclophyllidea; Hymenolepididae. The record is from the annotation of a GenBank genome assembly.